UAGUCUGUCUUAAUGGGUCACAAAGAUAACGUUGUAGAAAAUGAUAAAACUGUAUUUAAAUACGAUGUGUUAGGUGAGUUUUGAAGGAUUACGAACUAUACUAAAAUGGAUAAAUAAACAAGAACUGAAAGGAAUUGUAUAUACACUUUGGUGCUGACUAUCUGGAACCUGUUGACAUAAGGAAAUGAAAAUAAUAACGAUUAGAUGAUAUAUAUGUUUGUGGAGAAGGGUACUUAAAAGGAAGCAGGUUAAUGUGAGAAAUUCUAAGAGAUAUAGUUUGAGGUCAGAACAUCACCAUCAGGAAGAUGAAACAGAAUGUACAAAACAGUCAUUCGAAGACGGCAUUUCUUCUGAUCUUUAUCAUACUUUUUCUAUUAUCUUUUAUUUUAGGAAGAUACAGUUCAACAAUACCUGUAUCAAACAUUGGCACAAAAGAAUGGUUUCCUCUGCCGCAGAACAAACAACGUCCAACACAAACGUACAAGAACAUACACGACACAAUACAGAAGACGAGAAAAGAGGAAAUACAUGCAUAUUGUAGAGCCACCGGUGUCCCGAAGCCAGCAGCAAACGAUUCUGUGCAACUGAUUUUUAAUAACAAAUAUAACAUCAGCUAUCUUGAUAUACCAAAAAUUGGAUCCACUUUCAUUAAGCAAAUGUUUUCUGUUCUAGAAAUCGGUCCAUCAUAUGCGAAAGACAAUUUUAGCAUACCACGUAGCAUUGUUCAUAAAAAAUUCUUAGAUCAAGGAAAACAAUUUUAUUUCAACAGUACAUUAGACAAAAUGUUGACUAUUGUCGCGGUACGAAAUCCCUACUCCAGAUUAUUUGCUACAUUUGUUGAUAAAGUGUAUUUGCCAAACAAAAUCAAUUUGGUUUCUAAUAUUACUGCCUACAAGCAAAGGCACAUCUCGCGAGAUCUUGUAAAUAAUUCGAGAGCUAAUCAGGGCAAUUCACGUGGACUAUCACUCACUUUUCAGGACUUCCUCAAUUAUGCAUUAGACCCUUCGAUAAAGAACAAAUCACUUUUUAAUCAUUACGGUCCAUGCUUUCCACAACUGAAAUAUCUUAUAUGUAACUCUAAUGCUUAUAGUGUAGUUAAACAAGAAACCUUUGAAACUGAUAUAAAGUACGCCCUACAAGCGGUUGGUGUGGACAAAGCGGAGCAUGAAACAUAUUAUACCAUAAUAAAAUCACUUCAUGAUUCGCGUAUUGAAGACUCAAUACCAGGUAUUAUAAAAGUUACAUUUGACAAUGCCAAAAAAUAUGUUAAAAUAUGGACCGGACGAAUUGUAGCUACGAGACUCUGGCAUUCAUUUCAAAUUCAGGGAUUUAUCAGUAAACAUAUUCCUUUUCCAGAAAAGUAUUUUGAAUCUGAAUCGACAUAUUCGAAUGUAAGUUUUGUUUUAAACGUUUUCCUUCGUGAAAUGAAAGGAAGAAUGUUGUCUCGAACAGAAACAUUUGACCAACGAAAGGAGAUAAUGCUAAAUGCUUACAAGCAAUUGUCUACAAAUGUUAUACAAAAUAUACAACGCACGUAUAAUGAUGAUUUCAAAGCUUUCGGAUAUGAUAAAACAUUGACAUAAAAUACCAAUGUGGCUUUAAAUAGAACUGAAAUGUGGAUGCAUUUGGGUAUUUAAGAGACGGAUGCUUUUUAAACACUUAAAAAUGUAGUGUCUUUUGAAUGAACUGUGUUACGACUGGAAAGUGAUAUUCGUCCGCCAACGACAUCAGAAAACACAUCCAUCCGCGAGAAUACAUUUUUGCUUUUGCCUUUGUAAGACUAAACAUUUUACUUACAAAAGGUGAAAUAAUUGACAUUAUGAAAUGUAUUGGCAGUAAAGAAUGGAUCUGGCGAGUUUCAGUUUUGU
Mercenaria mercenaria is the source of this 1868-nucleotide messenger RNA. RefSeq lists its product as uncharacterized. The record is from RefSeq and is a predicted model, not a curated record. The transcript has 4 exons. Gene Ontology annotation, cellular component: membrane. Gene Ontology annotation, molecular function: sulfotransferase activity. Gene Ontology annotation, biological process: carbohydrate biosynthetic process. Bases 306 to 1583 code for a protein of 425 amino acids. NCBI's taxonomy places the organism in Eukaryota, Metazoa, Mollusca, Bivalvia, Venerida, Veneridae.